CCUCUAGUGGCUCCAUCCUACCAGCGUGCGAUAACUCUGCCAUGGAACCCAAUAACCCAAAGAUGAAAAAGUCAGUCGGACUUGUAUCCGGCAUAGCCUUGAUUGUUGGAACAAUGAUAGGCUCGGGAGUAUUCAUAUCUCCGAAGGGUGUUCUUGAAGGAACAGGGUCUAUUGGCUUUUGUCUGAUCAUUUGGGCAGCUUGCGGCAUGGUGUCAACCUUGGGUGCCCUUUCAUACGCUGAGCUAGGGACGUCUAUCCCCCGAUCUGGAGGGGAGCAUGCCUAUCUGAUGUAUAUCUUUGGUAGUGGGACUCGUCGCAUUGGCACUUUGGUCGCUUUCCUGUAUGAUUGGGUAGGAAUUUUCAUUUUGCGACCAGUCAUGUUCAGUGUGAUGACCCUGUCGCUCGGUACAUACCUGGUGAAACCUUUCUUUCCCACGUGCACAGAACCUCCAGAUCUUCCGGUCAAACUUUUCACUAUCCUUGCUAGUUCCUUUCUUGCAGCCAUCAAUAUGUACAGUGUGAAAAUGGCCACGAUGCUCCAGAAUAUCACAACUGUUACUAAGCUUGUAGCCAUUAGCGUCAUAACAAUAGGAGGACUGUAUACGAUUUGUUCAGGACAAACUGAGUAUAUCAGUGACGGGUUCCAGGGUACGAGAAAAGAUCCCUCUCUCAUGGCCAUUGCAUUCUACAACGGCCUCUGGGCUUAUGACGGCUGGAACAAUCUGAAUUUCAUAACAGAAGAACUGAAAAAUCCUGAGAAAAAUCUCCCUCGGGCUAUCAUGUUGGGUAUCCCAUUAGUUACGUUUGCAUACGUUUGUGCCAACGUGGGUUUCUUCGCAGUCAUGUCAAGGGAAGAAAUACUGCUUUCCAGAGCUGUCGCAGUGGGCUGGGCCGAUUCCAUGUUGGGUGUCAUGGCAUGGAUAAUGCCAGUAUUUGUUGUCCUUUCUUGUCUAGGCUCCGCCAACGGUGUUAUGUUUGCAACGGGCAGACUUUGUUUCGCCUCUGCACGAGAUGGACAUUUUCCAACCAUUUUGUCCUAUAUACAUGUGAAAAGGCUAACACCUGUGCCCUCAAUUGCCUUCACGUUGCUGAUGUCAAUCCUGGUAAUAAUUCCCUCAGACCUGACCACUUUGAUCGACUUCUACGGUUUUUGCAUAUGGUUGGCUUACGGUGUUACCGUUUUUGCUCUGUUGGUACUGAGAUACACGGAACCCAAGCUCUCCAGGCCCUACAAGGUGCCGAUAUUUGUGCCUAUCUUUGUACUACUGAUGUCUAUUUAUCUGGUGAUUUCGCCUAUUAUACAGACGGGACGGCUUACUUUCUUUUAUGCAAUACUAUUUAUUUUCUCCGGGGUAUUUGUCUACUUUCCUUUUAUAUACUUUGGACGCAAGAUUCCUCAAUUAGAGCACGUAUACAGAUUUCUACAAAUACUUUUUGAAGUUGUUCCUCCGAAAAAUCAUAAUGAUUAGCGAACGUUUUGAACAAUGAUUGAACCUUGGAUUGUUCGCGAAUGAGUGCUACCAUUAUUAAUGUAAGGAAAGCACUCAAUGUUCUACAUACAAGUUCACGUAAAAUUGUUUCAUUUUUUGUCAUUAUUUUGAUGGUUGUUAUGCACCAGUCAAUUGUCAUCAUGGCCCCCAGGUCCGGGGAAUAGCGGGGACUUUGACUCUUGGUCUAGCCAAUCCCGGGUAAAAUCCCCACCCUGCGGGGACACACUGCGGGUAAAAUCCCCGCAAAAUGCCACCGCAUCCCGCGGACAUACUAUGUAAGGCGCAUUCCCCGCUAUUUCCGGCGCGAAAACAAAACCACCGCAUUCACUCGGCACUGCGGAGCCACCUGGAAGGUAAAAAAACGGCCCAUUUCCCCCGCCAUCCCCGGUAUACCUCAGGACCUGGGGGCAAGGGGUGGGGUACAAUUGACUGCUACAUAAUCCACCUUCAAACAAAGACAAAUUAGAAUGAAGAUGCAUCAAUUUCUGUAUAGAAAAGUGUGCAAUUCUGUGUGUAUAAACAUAUAUAUUUUUAUAUCUUAUUUAUCGUAUAGUGGCAGUAAAAGCGGUGUCAUUAAAUUGGGAUUAAAUCUUGAACCAGUUCGCGUAUAAGUUUCCUUAGUUUGUUAUUUGAUAAUUAAUUCAUGGAUACCAUACACUAUUUAUAAAUGUUAAAUGACUUCCGUUCCAAAUUGUUGAAUAAGAAAUUUGAUUCAAUAGCGGACUUUAAUUUACAUAAUUAGUAAACCGAACAUAAUGUCAUGAAAUGUAAGACAGUUUAUGUACAUGUAGUUGAUACUUGUUUAAGUCGACCAAAAAACACUGAAUGCAUGACAAGUUUUACUCAAAAACAUACUUUCUUCAACUUUGCAUAAAUAUAUAGAUUUAGAAAUCUUAAAACUGGCUGACAUAAUACUUUAACAAAAGGACAUGACCUAAGAAGAUAAUAGCUAAAACCUCGAGUCCAUUUUUAUUUGAAAGAGUCAUGAAAUUAAUAUGUUUAUUUUAGUACCAAAAUGUGAUUUUGAAACCUUAUUACUAGUACUGCAGUCUUACUAGUGACGCAGUCGUUCCAAGUCACACAAUGUUAUAAGUGAGGGAGUUGACCUUUGAAGAUAAUGUCGAUAACCUUGUCACUAUAGUCAAACAAGCGGCACUUUAAGUUAUUUAAGUAGUACCAUACGAUAUGAACAAUCUUUGAUACGCCUGUUUAAUCUAAAACUGUUCUAUAUCUUGUUUACUGUUUUGAAAAACAGUCUGUUUGUUUUUAAUUUUUGUAUCGUUAUAUUUUAUUAUUGUUUAUAUAACAAUUUCAAUUGUAUAUAGUUGUUGAACAACUUUUUCUCAUUUAUACAUUAAUUGCUCAAUAUAUUCACUCUUGUUGCCCAGUUUUGUGUAAAUGAUGACAAAGCAAUACACAUGUAUGGUUUAUUUCACAUCUCGUCACCCAUUAUUCACCAUGCUUUAUAUCAGAAAUGUACAGUUGACGGUCAAUGAUGCAUAUGACAAAACAUUUUUGUAUCCUAUUGUUCUAUAUAAUGUAAAUAUUAUUUGUAUCCUAUUAUCCUCUCUAGUGUAAAACCAUUUUUGUAUCCUAUUAUCCUAUAUAAUGUAAAUGUUAUUUGUAUCCUAUUAUCCUAUAUAAUGUAAAGAUUAUUUGUAUCCUAUUAUCCUAUAUAAUGUUAA
Molecule: messenger RNA, 3175 nt
Organism: Mya arenaria
Lineage: Eukaryota; Metazoa; Mollusca; Bivalvia; Myida; Myidae
Product: b(0,+)-type amino acid transporter 1-like
Exons: 13
Coding region: 42-1469 (475 amino acids)
Biological process (GO): amino acid transmembrane transport
Cellular component (GO): membrane
Molecular function (GO): L-amino acid transmembrane transporter activity
Source: RefSeq, a predicted model, not a curated record